Messenger RNA from Acanthaster planci (crown-of-thorns starfish), 615 nucleotides. RefSeq names its product ribosomal protein L27 (gene rpl27). Gene Ontology annotation, molecular function: structural constituent of ribosome. Gene Ontology annotation, cellular component: ribosome. Lineage: Eukaryota; Metazoa; Echinodermata; Asteroidea; Valvatida; Acanthasteridae. Gene Ontology annotation, biological process: translation. The record is from RefSeq and is a predicted model, not a curated record.
CACACCAAAUAGCCGUCGGCGCGGGCGCACGGCUGAUGCGUCUUUUCCCACAAUUCCCAACUACGAUCUUUUCUUCCGGUUUGCCGAGAAGCUAAGGAGCAGCCAUGGGCAAGUUCCUGAAACCAGGCAGAGUGGUGCUUGUUCUCUCUGGACGUUUUGCUGGCCGCAAAGCUAUCAUUGUGAAGAACCACGAUGAUGGCAGCACUGACAGGACGUACGGCCAUGCUCUUGUUGCAGGUGUUGCCCGGUACCCACGCAAGGUGACCAAACGCAUGAGCAAAAAGCGUGUCAAGCAGCGCUCCAAGCUGAAGGCCUUUGUCAAGGUUUACAACUACAACCACCUCAUGCCGACUCGAUACUCUGUCGAUGUGAACAUUGACAAACAGGUCGUCAACAAAGAUGCCUUCCGAGACCCUACUCUCAGGCGUAAGGCAAAGAGAGAGGUCAAAGGAAAGUUCAUGGAGAGGUACAAGACAGGAAAAAACAAGUGGUUCUUCACAAAACUGCGGUUCUGAAGUAAUCAACAUUUUGGGCACACUGUAAAAUAUGUUAAGUAAGCCUGGUGAAGACAGAAAUUGGUGAGAAUAAAGCGCUCUGAUAAUCAGUGCAAAAGAA